GCCUCGAUUCCCCUUUGGGCCUCUUCCUGCAGCCUCGGGGCCUGGAGGUGAGUCCCUGCCGGCCACGCUGAGAUCGCGAAGGUGGGGAAGGACGUGGAGGCCCGCGGAGGGGCGAUUGAUGGUGGCGGAAGCCAAUCGCUGCACAACCGGACCGGACUGGACGUGGGGUGGACAUCCAGGCCCAGAUGGACCCUGGGAAGGACGAGGAAGGGGUGCCACCGGCCCCAGCGCCACCCCAAAGAAAGAAAUUCGUCGUACCACUGGAUGAGGACAAAGCCCCACCUACCGGGGCCAAGCUCUUGUUCAAAUCCACUCGGGGCCUUCCUGCUGUGGAGACCCCAGCCCAGGCUGCCCCUCAGACCUAUGCUGAAUAUGCCAUCUCGGGGCCUCCAGCCCCCUGCCCCACAGGGCCAGACCCCCCAGCAGGAGAGACCCCCAACCAGGCUCUGAAACCUGGGGCAAAAUCUAACAGCAUCAUUGUCAGCUCCCGGCAGAGGGGCAACCCCGUGCUGAAGUUCAUCCGCAACGUGCCCUGGGAAUUCGGCGAGGUUCUAGCCGACUAUGUGCUGGGCCAGAGCACCUGUGCGCUCUUCCUCAGCCUCCGUUACCACAACCUCCACCCAGACUACAUCCACGAGCGGCUGCAGAGCCUGGGGAAGAACUUCGCCCUGCGGGUCCUGCUGGUCCAGGUGGACGUGAAAGACCCUCAGCAGGCCCUCAAGGAGCUGGCGAAGAUGUGCAUCCUAGCCGACUGUACGCUGAUUCUCGCCUGGAGCCCAGAGGAGGCUGGGCGCUACCUGGAGACCUAUAAGGCCUAUGAGCAGAAGCCGGCGGACCUGCUGAAGGAGAAACUGGAGCAGGAUUUUGUCUCCAGGGUGACUGAAUGCCUGACAACCGUAAAGUCGGUCAACAAGACAGACAGCCAGACCCUCCUGGCUACCUUUGGGUCUCUGGAGCAGCUCAUUGCUGCAUCCCGGGAAGAUCUGGCCUUGUGCCCCGGCCUGGGGCCCCAGAAGGCCCGCAGGCUGUUCGAUGUCUUACACGAGCCCUUCCUGAAAGUGCCCUCAUGUCCCCAGCUGUCCCAAUAAAGCAUUUCCACGCUC
Echinops telfairi (small Madagascar hedgehog) is the source of this 1103-nucleotide messenger RNA. RefSeq names its product ERCC excision repair 1, endonuclease non-catalytic subunit (gene ERCC1). NCBI's taxonomy places the organism in Eukaryota, Metazoa, Chordata, Mammalia, Afrosoricida, Tenrecidae. Gene Ontology annotation, cellular component: nucleotide-excision repair factor 1 complex; nucleus; ERCC4-ERCC1 complex. Bases 186 to 1088 code for a protein of 300 amino acids. The transcript has 10 exons. Gene Ontology annotation, molecular function: single-stranded DNA binding; damaged DNA binding. The record is from RefSeq and is a predicted model, not a curated record. Gene Ontology annotation, biological process: meiotic mismatch repair; nucleotide-excision repair; UV-damage excision repair.